AUGGAUGCUACGGCAGAAGAGUUGACCCUCUGGCGACAGCACAUGAAUAAGAACAAAUUGCACACCCUAGCUCGGCUGAGCCGGGAUGAAGUCUCUAUGAUAUGAAGCCAUGUUUCCAACUUUAUUCUAGGACAGCUGAGGCUGCAAAAGGGGGUCUACAUACCUGCUUUUGGGACAUUUACUUUUAUGAGGCAAAAACUAUAUGCUGGGAACAGGUUUAGCUCUAUCCAGAUACCAAUCUUUAUCAUGUCAGAGAAGCUAUUGCAGCUACAUGGACUACGACAAACUAAGAUCCACACACCUGGGGAUAUCCCCGUUGUACCACUGAAUUUUAUCAUGGUUGCCAUAGUGGGGCAUUAUAGCAGGGACACAGUCGAAGGAUGCAUUAAAGAAACUCUGCAGCUCUUAUCACGAUCAAUCUUCACACGAAAGAAAGUUGAAUUUACUUUCCAAGGACUCGGUAUCCUUACAAUUGAAAAUGACAAAAAACCUCAAAAUGUCGAUUCAACUAUAGCAAACAUCGAAACUUUGAAGAGAAGUCCAAAUUGUGUUCUUUCCUUCCCCAGACGUCCAGGUCAAAAACCCAUUCCAGCAUCUGGAAAUAUUGCACCCGUAAUAUUGCCUAUCACAGUGGAGCGUAAUAAGACUGUCUUUACAAAAACAAGAACCAAAAGGGAUAUUAGAUGUUUCCAUCCAUGCCUUCACAUGGUGUCCCUGCAUUUGUGCUCCAUGGAACUUUGCUACCUGUGUAUGCAACACAGGAAGGCCAACAGUGCAUUGUAUUCUAGUAUAGAGAAGAACAAACAAGAACAGGACGAGCAAUUUCUACAUCAAUACCAGAUAAUGAAAGACAAGGACACUGCAUUCAAAGACAAUUGUGUGUUUUAUUUAUUUAUUUUCUUUUUCCUUGCAAAAUUGAGACUAACAUUAGAAAAAGAAGAAUGCAUGAAGAAUGCUGCUUAUAACCUUGGUGUCGCAGAUGCUAUAAAAUCACAGAGGAAUCAGAAAUGCCACUUUUCUAAUCCAUACAUCUUUGAGAACCGACCAGCAAAUGCUGCUAUUGUCACUGAAAAGAAAAACGACCUUAGUGGCCAGGCACAGUUGUCAGUCAGCACCAUGGCCUUUGGCUUUGUGGUCAGUGGUGUUAGUAGAGGAAGAAGGGGCCAGUCUGAUGCAGGGACCCUUCCCAGUAUUGAUGAACAAAAAGCUGAACUGAAGAAACAUCAAUUUGAGGAGAGAGAAAUGUAUAAGAAAGCACUGGAAUACCAGCUGAAACACAGGCCUUCCAGACUGCCCAUCUAUGAGCCCAUGGGCACCUUCACCAACUUUGGGCAGAAUGAGAAGACCCUGGAGGCCGAGAAGUGGCAGAGAAAUAUUGAAUAUAUGAAGCAGCAGGUGGAAGCCGCUGCAGGCUACAAAAGACAGGUUAUCCUCAGCCACACAAAAAGUCUGCAGCAAGAAAAAGAAAUGCUCCAGAAAAACCAAGAAAAGCAUUUAGCAGAAAGAUGUGCAGAAGAGGAUCGAAGGAACACUAUCAAUCAACGCCUGAGAAAAGAAUGGGAUAAAGACGCUGUGCUGAAGCAUCAGUGAGAUGAAGAUGCCAAGGCCUUUGACAAGGCCCCAGACAAACUAUUUAUUUUGGAUCAGUGUAAUGACUACAAACGCUGCAGACAGUGUCAGCGAGACCCGUCCAACAAGGGCAAGACCCAGUUCUGGCCCUAUAACAAACACUUGCCAGGGUCUCGCAUGCUCCUGUGA
Erinaceus europaeus (western European hedgehog) is the source of this 1758-nucleotide messenger RNA. RefSeq names its product coiled-coil domain-containing protein 81-like. NCBI's taxonomy places the organism in Eukaryota, Metazoa, Chordata, Mammalia, Eulipotyphla, Erinaceidae. The transcript is spliced from 15 exons. Gene Ontology annotation, cellular component: centrosome. The record is from RefSeq and is a predicted model, not a curated record.